AUGUCGGCAUUUGGACAGGAUAUUUGGUGGGUCAACGUCGAUGAUCUAUCCCAUGCACUCAAGCUCUUCUGGAUCGACUGUCCUGUCUACAGUCUCCUUCUCGGAAUGACCAAAGUCACAAUAAUCCUGUUCUACAUCCGUCUGUGCCACGUUUAUACGCUGUUCUGCCAAUUAUGCUGGGCAUGCAUUCUCAUCAUCAGUCUCAGCACAGGAGUGUUCAUUUCACUGAACAUCUUCCAGUGCACACCGAUACGAUGGAACUGGGAUCGAUUUGGUGGAGAAGAUGUCGACUUUUGGUGCAUGGACUUGAACAAACUGCAAUGGUCAAUCAACAUCACCAAUAUCAUCUUUGAUGUCGUUGUGCUAGUGCUUCCAAUACCGCUCAUAUGGAAAACGAAAUCAACCUUCCGUCGAAAGCUCGGCAUCGUGUUGAUGUUCAGUCUCGGAGUUGUCGUCCUCAUCGCAAGCUGUCUCAAAAUGCGCUACAACGUUCUCUACGGCCAUUCCAACAACAUAACAUGGGACUACAUGGACCUAAUGGUAUGGGCCGGAAUAGAAAGCUCUGUCAGUAUCGCAGCCCCAUGCUUGCCAACAGUUCGACUAUUUCUGCACAAAGUGUUUCCUACAUCAUUUGGGCGGAUAUUCGCAUUUGGGUCGCAUUGUGAAAGGACAUUGGACCAAGAGAUCAAGGCGGAAGAGGAGGAGGUUGCGCAGUGGGCAGCUGACGUUGAGAUGACGAGGGAUUCUGGACUUCGUGUUGCGAGACCGAGGCGAGCGGCGAUAAGUUUGGGGGAAGGGUUUGAGAAUGGAGUGAGGACGAAAAAGAAGAAGCCCAUGACGGAAGCUAGUCGGAUCUUGAAGAGCGUAGAUGAGAUACCGCUAUCACUGUAG
Molecule: messenger RNA, 891 nt
Organism: Fusarium odoratissimum NRRL 54006
Lineage: Eukaryota; Fungi; Ascomycota; Sordariomycetes; Hypocreales; Nectriaceae
Exons: 3
Coding region: 1-891 (296 amino acids)
Source: RefSeq, a predicted model, not a curated record